UGCCGUGCCCGUCAGGGUGACCCAGAGGCCCCAGGACCAAGAGCCAAAUGCCCGCGAGGUGUUGCACAAUGGAAGUGUGCAGGAUGUCAAAUUGUAUAACCCACUUGGAGAUGAUGUGAGAAGAGCCAAAGCAAAUGCUUCAUGUCCUGCCCCUGGGAAAAAGAGAACAAAGCCCAUGAAGCCUGCAGAGAGUGAACAGAAUCCUUGCAGUGCUGUUUAUCGCCGGCCCUUCAGGGACAGGGUGAUUCAUUUGCUUGCUCUGAGGACUUACAAGAAGCCAGAGUUACUUGCUCGCUUGCAGAGAGAUGGAGUCAUGCAAAAGGACAAGGGCACCCUUGGGAAGAUCCUUCAGCAGGUAGCCAAGUGGAAUCCAAAGGAGAAUUCCUUCAGUCUGAAGGAACAUCUAUUUCACACCCUUCAGACUGAUUGGCCUGGCUACACUGACAUAGACAGAGAGAAUUUGAAGUUAAUACUUUCUGGAAAAUCAGCUCCAUCUCAGAACACCACCAACACCAGCCAAGCGACAUCUCUGGGACCUUCUGAGAGAGACACUCCAGCAAGACCUGCUCAGAAACGUCCUCUGGCUUCCGACUUGACCAGUCCUGUGACGAGCAAGAAGAGGAGAAUUGGUCACCGGCCCAGUCAUGUCCAGGCAGCAGCUGGUGGCCUCUUUUCUUCCUUCCUUUUGCCUUCCACAUCUCUUUAUCCUUUGGACAUGUCUCCAAGUGUUGUCUCCGUUUCCCCCACCACCCAUGUCGUACAACAAACAGAGAAAUUUCAUCUUUCUACCAUCCCAGCACCUGUCAGGGUGGAAAAGGAGAUCCCCAAUUCAAAUGGGAAAACAAAUUAACUGGGGAGGCUGAAGCAGUUGCAGCCCUUGGAUUUCGAUGAAGGUAUUAAUGUGCUGGUUUCCCUGACUCCUGUGUGCAUAACUGUGGUGUAAAAUUUGGUUAUUAAGUGAAGAUUAAUAACCCAAAUUAAGGUGCAACUGCCACCCUUUUCCACAGUCAACAGUAAAAAUAUUAUUGAACAGGAAAUGCAAAACUAGGCAGACAGAAAGAAAUAAGAGAAGACAGGCAGGGUGAGUGGAAGAGAGAGACAUUCAGCAGGAAGAUAUCAUCCCGACAUGGGCCCUCUUUCAUCCAGCCACUCCUUCCUCAUCCUUGGUCUUCUCGGUGGUGGGGGUUCCCAAGUCUCUCUGGAGGUACCACCUUUAUACUGACCAAGAUUGGGGUAUCCACAGGGUGGUCACAGCUGUCCCUACAUCUUGGGCUAGAAGCCAUGGAAGCAGUGAUUUUCCACAGUCUCGGCAGUUUAUGGAAAUACCAAAAGCUGCAAAAGCUACAAAAACCUAUAAAACCUGGGCUGUGGUUUCCUGGAGUUCUACUUUGAACUACACUGUGAAUUCUUCUUUAUGCCAGCUGCAGAAUUUCUUUCUUCAAGAGCUGUGGAAGUGGUACAGACUGAAAUCAACAUUGAAAAGCUAAACAGAAAUGCAUAAAGAACACUUGAUUUCUGAUGACAGGGACACAGGCAGUAGGGCAGAGUUCAGUUGCUUUGUUAAAUCUGUCGCUUGUCUCUUUUGGAGGUUGACCUUGCAAAUUCCAAGUUGGGUUUGGCAUGGAGGCAGGUUUAGAGUGUGCAGAUGCCUCUUGCAAGUGCUGGUGUGCUUGUAGAGACAGGUGCUUUGAGAUGGUCUUCCCACAUUUCUUCUGGACAUGCACACGGCACCUGCAAACCUUGGGAUGCCUUUGAAGGAUUUCUGCUUGAAUCCAUAAACACAUGAGCAGCUUUUAACAGGAGGCAGUAACAAAAUUCUGCCUAGCUGGUGAAGGAAAAAUCUGUUCUGUGUUUCAAGUUGGGGCUUAGGCUGAAGCUUUUGUGUGGACUGAGCCAUGAGAGCAAAUGCACUUUUGGAAAUUAAAUGCUCACAGCAAAGGCAAGUUGUAUUGAACAUGCUCUGACUAUUGGUAUUUCUGUCCACUUUUAUUACCACUUCUACACUUCCUUUUAUACUUCUGCUAUACCAUGUAAUAGUUUGAACACUAAAAUCAACAAAAGCAAGUGGAAUGUGACAUGAACAGCUCUUUCCUCAAGAUUUAAAGCUCAGGUGGCCUAAAGGUUGGCAAGAAUGGCUGAGUUUGAACAUGAUUCGUUUGGGCCCCUGGAAUUGGCAGGGAAGUGGGGAUAAAAAUAUGGCAUGAGAAGAACUCAUCUUUUUUCUUCAUUUUUUGUUAGAACUUCGAUGUUGGUCUCUCUCAAGCUGUUGUCUUUUGUGAAGCUGCAUCUGUUGCUGCAAGAAUUGAAUGGCUCUGCAGAUGACACCUCAUGCUUUAUAUAUGAGAAAAUAUAUAGCUGGGGCUAACACUGUGGGAAUGCACAACCUGUAGGAUAAAGUGGCCAUUCCCUCUUUCUAAACCCCAGGACAGGCUACUGUGGAAAAGGUUGUGUGUGUCCCAUUAAUAAAUGUUACUGCUUCUUCUGAAUAAUUUAUUGUGAAAAGAAAGCACUGAAGGACUUUCUCAAGACUGUCCAAUGGGGAUCUUUUGGCCUUUUAGUGAUGUCCUGAUGAAGAGUGUCAAAAUUCUGCUUUUCUGCAGGAACAAGAAAAGAUCCUUCCAUUGCCUCCACAUGCUCUGCAACAAGCAACCAAGCAGACUACUUGAGAAAAUAUGGAGCCAUUGUCUCCUUGGAGCAACGCCAGCGCUACAAGGAUGACUUCAAUGCAGAGUAUGAGGAAUAUCGGAAUUUAUAUUUUAAGAUUGACAAGACCAUCAAGAAAUUCAGACAAUUUCAGGAGCAAUGGAAGUCUCUGACUCCAGGCUCCAAAGCUUAUCAGAUGCUUCGUCAUCGAAUCCUAGCAGAUUAUCAGCAGUUACAACAGGUACGUGUGACACCAGACCUGCAGGGCCAUGGCAGCUGCUGACUCUGCCUCAGGGCUUUCUUAAAGCAAAGGACAUCAGAUUCUAAACUCUGCAGAAGUGUUUGCAUGCCCUGAUUUUCUUUUGCUUUCUCCUUCACAGGGUAGCCCCAGCUACUCUGAAAUGAGGAGCAGGUGCCAGUACCUCCACAAGAAGCUGGCCCAUAUUCAGAGCUGCAUUUCUGAAUUUGACCAGCAGUGAGUGGAGUACUGGCACCAGACAUCUGCUUCAGCCUGGUGAAAUCUGUGACAUCUGGAUUUUUUAUUUCAAUGAGAAGAUUAGGUUUUUAGGAUUAUUUAAGUUAGUACAGAUUCAUAGGCUAUGUUAGCACUUUGGAGUAGAUUAUUUCUUAAAAAUGUAGGAUUAGUUCAAAGAAGUUUAGUAAUUUUAAGAAGUUGAAAGAUGAUAGUAUUGACUAUUAACAAUAAAGAAAUCUCACUAUUGGUAA
This is a messenger RNA of Passer domesticus (house sparrow), 3369 nucleotides long. Its product is annotated as RNA polymerase II elongation factor ELL2-like. Gene Ontology annotation, biological process: transcription elongation by RNA polymerase II; positive regulation of transcription elongation by RNA polymerase II; snRNA transcription by RNA polymerase II. Lineage: Eukaryota; Metazoa; Chordata; Aves; Passeriformes; Passeridae. The record is from RefSeq and is a predicted model, not a curated record. Bases 176 to 850 code for a protein of 224 amino acids. The transcript has 8 exons. Gene Ontology annotation, molecular function: cis-regulatory region sequence-specific DNA binding. Gene Ontology annotation, cellular component: transcription elongation factor complex.